AUGACACAAGAAACCGAAAAAUUAAAACCUGAAGGCACCAAAGUUAAUCAUGGUUCGUUCAAAGGGGUUAAAAAACAAUCUUAUAUUAGUAUUAGUGAACUUGCACAUCAAUCGAAAAACAAUCGAAAUCAAAAUAAUAUAACAAAAAUUGGCAAAUAUAUUGCUAUUGAUUGUGAAGCGGUAGGCAUCGGACCUACUGGGAAAAAGUCGGCACUUGCCAGGGUUUCAAUCGUUAAUUUUCACGGAAAAGUAAUAUUGGACAAAUAUGUAAUGCCUCGUGAUUGUAUAACAGACUAUCGAACAGAAAUCAGUGGAAUAACUAGGGAAUUGCUCGUAGAUGAUGUACAAAAAGAAGUUUCAGAUAUAAUCAAAGGUAGAAUUAUUGUUGGGCAUUCCCUCAAUAACGAUCUAAAGUUAUUAUCACUGCAUCAUCCUCAUAAUAUGAGACGCGACUCUUCACUCCAUAGACCUUUUCUUGAACGUUACAAUGGUAAUACACCUUCUUUAAAAACUUUGGCAAAAGCAGAAUUAAACAUAAUUAUUCAAGAAGGGGAACAUAGUUCAGUUCAAGAUGCUCAGACUAGUAUGCGUUUAUUUCGUAAAUGUAACAAUUUUUAA
Messenger RNA from Entrophospora candida, 618 nucleotides. The record is from the annotation of a GenBank genome assembly. NCBI's taxonomy places the organism in Eukaryota, Fungi, Glomeromycota, Glomeromycetes, Entrophosporales, Entrophosporaceae.